Molecule: messenger RNA, 1760 nt
Organism: Capsella rubella
Lineage: Eukaryota; Viridiplantae; Streptophyta; Magnoliopsida; Brassicales; Brassicaceae
Product: beta-glucosidase 45
Exons: 12
Coding region: 61-1629 (522 amino acids)
Biological process (GO): carbohydrate metabolic process
Molecular function (GO): beta-glucosidase activity
Source: RefSeq, a predicted model, not a curated record
CACAUAUAUAAAAUAGUAUUUACAAAAUCUUUGAAGACACACAAGAGAACCAAAAGAACAAUGAAACCUUUAACCAGUUUCGUAUUUAUCAUAAGCUUAUUACAAAGCUUAUUAGUUCAUGGUUCUGGUCGUUAUCAUCAUCAAACUUCUUCAAAUAACAUUUUAGAAGAUUCAUCUUCAAUUUUUCCUUCUGAUUUUCUCUUUGGUACAGCUUCUUCUGCUUACCAGUAUGAAGGUGCGUUCUCGACCGAUGGAAAAAGUUUGAACAAUUGGGAUGUCUUUACCCAUGAAAACCCUGGGAAAAUACUUGACGAGAACAAUGGAGAUAUAGCUGUGGAUCAAUAUCAUCGAUUUAUGGAGGACAUCCAAUCGAUGAAUUUCCUUGGAGUGAACAGUUAUAGAUUUUCUAUUUCUUGGAGUAGAGUUUUACCUAGAGGAAGAUUUGGAGAGAUUAAUUAUUCGGGAAUAAAGUAUUACAACAUAUUGAUCGAUGCUCUCAUUAGUAGAGGGAUUAAACCAUUCGUGACGUUAAACCAUUUUGACUAUCCUCACGAACUCGAGAACCGGUUUCAAAGUUGGCUAGAACCCGAGAUGCAGAUUGAAUUUGGUUAUUUAGCUGAUUUAUGUUUCAAGCAUUUUGGGAACCGAGUUAAAUACUGGACCACGCUAAACGAACCAAAUCAACAAGUCAUCUUAGGCUAUGUAACGGGUUUAUUUCCACCGUCUCGUUGCUCCUCACCGUACGGGAACUGUACUAGGGGGAAUUCAGAAAAUGAACCUUUCAUAGCCGCGCAUAACAUGAUCCUUGCACACGCUAAGGCAGUCAACAUAUACCAGACCAAAUAUCAGAAAGAACAAAAGGGAAGCAUUGGAAUUGUAGUACAAACUUCAUGGUUUGAACCCAUUAGUGAUUCCAAUGCGGAUAAAGAAGCUGCUGAGAGAGCUCAGUCAUUUUACUCGAAUUGGAUUCUAGAUCCCGCCAUAUAUGGGAAAUAUCCAAAAGAAAUGGUAAAUAUUCUUGGAGCAGCUUUGCCGCAGUUUUCGAGCAAUGAAGUAAAGAACUUAAAGAACUCAAGAGCAGAUUUCAUCGGUGUUAAUCACUAUACAAGUUACUUCAUUCAAGAUUGUUUGAUCUCUACUUGUAAUACCGGGAAUGGAGCUUAUAAGGCCGAAGGAUUUGCUCUCAAAUUAGACCGAAAAGGCAAUGUUUCUAUUGGAGAACUUACCGAUGUAGUAUGGCAACAUAUUGAUCCGGAAGGAUUCCACAAGAUGUUAAAUUAUUUAACAGAUAGGUAUCCAAACAUACCAAUGUUCAUAACCGAAAACGGUUUUGGAGACUUGCAAAAACCUGAAACAACGGAUAAAGAACUUCUACAUGAUACAAAAAGGAUACAAUACAUGAGUGGAUACUUGGAAGCUUUACAAGCAGCAAUGAGGGAUGGAGCAAAUGUGAAGGGAUAUUUCGCAUGGUCGCUAUUAGAUAACUUUGAGUGGUUGUAUGGAUACAAGCUUCGGUUUGGUCUAUUCCAUGUUGAUUACACAACUCUUAAAAGGACACCAAAACAAUCAGCUUCAUGGUACAAGAACUUUAUCGAAGACCACGUGAAUAGAAGAGGUAGCGCUUGUUGAUGAUUAACAAAUAGUACAUUAUUUUUUUUUUAAUUCGUAUUCAUUGUCAAACAAAGUCAAACUACAAAAUUGUUUAAAAAUAUAAAACUUAUCAUUGUGAAAUGAUUAAAGUUUGUUUUUUUCUUCUUAAA